AUGCAAUUACCAAGAUUAGUAUGUGAACUCAGAAAUGAAGUUGAACUGCUGUUCAAGAGAGACCACGUUAGGCAAAAUGAGUUAGUGCUGACAAUUCUUGAAUGUAUUGAAAAAGGGGAAGCACCAUUUUCCAAUGAGGAAUUUGAUACUUAUGUCUGCAGCAAUUUAAUCAAUUUUCCACUUUCAAGCACAGAGUUUGGAUUGGGAAGACAUAUAAGGAUGAGUUCAGCACCUGAUCCAUCAAAGAAUUCAUUCUUCUUAGUUGGUGACAAGAUCAAGAUCAAUGGUGGUGUUGAGGCACGAGUAAUUUUAGAUGCUCAACAUAGGUCUGCCCUUGAAUGUGAUGAAGAAUUCCUUGAGUUUGCUAUCCCACUUCCAAGUCAUUAA
Molecule: messenger RNA, 387 nt
Organism: Nicotiana tabacum (common tobacco)
Lineage: Eukaryota; Viridiplantae; Streptophyta; Magnoliopsida; Solanales; Solanaceae
Product: acyltransferase Pun1-like
Source: RefSeq, a predicted model, not a curated record